AUGGUUUGCAAGCUCCACAAAUCUCUUUAUGGACUCAAGCAAGCUUCUAGGCAAUGGCACUCAAAAUUUUCAGAAUCCCUUAUUUCUAUUGGAUUUCAACAUUCGAAGUCUGAUUACUCCCUUUUUACUCGAAACACUAAAGAAGGAUUCAUAGCAUUACUUGUCUAUGUUGAUGAUAUCAUCAUAGGCAGUUCCAACAUCAAAGCCAUCAACCAAGUCAAAGCAUAUCUGCACUCUCAAUUCAGAAUCAAAGACCUUGGAACCCUCAAAUUUUUCUUGGGCAUAGAAAUUGCAAGGUCCACUGCUGGAGUUCAUUUAUGUCAGAGAAAAUACAGCCUAGAAAUCUUGGAUUCUGCAGGUCUCCUCGGGUGCAAACCUGCGAAUACACCUAUUGAGUUGAACCACAAACUCUCACACUCACCCUCAGACUUAUUGAAAGAUCCUACAAGCUACAGAAUGCUCAUAGGGAGACUGAUUUACCUCACCAUAACAAGGCCUGACAUCAGUUAUGCAGUAAGCAUAUUGAGCCAAUUUAUGGACAGACUAAGUGAAAUUCAUAUGCAAGCUGCACAUCGAGUUUUAAGGUAUGUAAAAGGAUCUAUAGGUCAAGGUAUUCUCCUCCCUUCCCAAUCUGAUCUCCACAUCAAGGCAUAUAGCGAUUCAGACUGGGCUGCUUGCCCAGAAACAAGGAAAUCCGUGACUGGAUUUUGUGUUUUUCUUGGAAACUCAUUGGUCAGCUGGAAAUCAAAGAAACAGGCCACCAUAUCACGCUCCUCUGCAGAGGCAGAGUAUCGAGCCUUGGCUCAAACAAGUUGUGAAUUGAUUUGGGUGAUUUCUUUGUUAAAAGAUUUUGGUAUCACACACACCAAACCUGCCAUCCUUUACUGUGAUAAUCAGUCAGCUUUGCACAUUACAAAAAAUCUUGUUUUCCAUGAAAGAACCAAGCACAUUGAGUUAGAUUGCCAUUUUGUUAGAGAAAAGGUGUUAGCCAAGGUCAUUCACCCCGUGCAUAUUUCCUCAAAGUUCCAGCUUGCUGACAUUUUUACUAAGGCAUUAGGAAGUGCACCAUUCAAAUUUUUACUGUCCAAGAUGGGCAUUUUAAACAUCUAUGCCCAUCUUGAGGGGGAGUCUCAAAGUUGA
Messenger RNA from Carya illinoinensis, 1140 nucleotides. RefSeq lists its product as uncharacterized. The record is from RefSeq and is a predicted model, not a curated record. The coding region runs from base 1 to 1140 and encodes 379 amino acids. The transcript has a single exon. Lineage: Eukaryota; Viridiplantae; Streptophyta; Magnoliopsida; Fagales; Juglandaceae.